GCCGUCAUGGCGCCCGCGCCUCAGGCCUCAGCGCCUCAGGCCUUGACACCACCAGCAGCGCCCGCACCCAACCCACAGGCGAUGGAGCCCGAGGCGUUGGAAUCGGCGGAGUCAGGCGAGGAGGACCGGGCGCCCUCGUCCAAGAAGCGGCGAAGGAAGACGGGGGCCGGCGGGAUCCUGCAGCCCGCGAAGCUGAGCGAGGCCGAGCUGUACAAGGCGCCCACCAGCGAGGAGCUCAGCCGCCUCAAGGAGACCGAGAACCUCUUCCACUCCAGCCUCCUCCGCCUGCAGAUGGAGGAACUGCUCAAGGAGGUGAGGGUGAAGGAGAAGAAGAAGCAGAAGAUCGACGCCUUCCUGCGGGAAGUCAACCGGCGGCUGAGCGCCGUCCCCGCCACGCCCGAGGUCCAGCUGGUGGACCAGACCUGGCUUCCCCCAGAGGUCCGAGUCCCCUUCCUCCAGGUGCCUUUCCCCGUCAAGGGACGCUUCCGCUUCCUACCCCCGGCGCGGGUCACCGUGGUGGGCAGCUACCUGCUGGGCACCUGCAUCCGGCCCGAGGUGAACGUGGACCUGGCGCUGACCAUGCCUCAGGAGAUCCUGCAGGACAAGGAUGGGCUGAACCAGCGCUACCUCCGCAAACGGGCGCUCUACCUGGCGCACCUCGCUCACCACCUGGCACGGGAUCCCCUCUUCGGCAGCGUCCGCUUCACCUACAUGAACGGCUGCCACCUCAAGCCCCUGCUGCUGCUGCGGCCUCAGGGCAAGGAUGAACGGUUGGUGACCGUGCGCCUGUACCCGUGCCCGCCCCCCGGCUUCUUCAAACCCUGCCGUCUGCUGCCCAACAGAAACAACGUGCGCACCGCCUGGUUCCUCGGGAAGGAGACCCCAGACCAAGGCUCUACCACGGAGCCCCCCACGCCCCACUACAACAAUCUGCUCCUGUGUGACACGGCCAUGGAAGCCCACCUGCAGUUCCUGGCAGCCGUGGCCGCCUCACCUGGGCUGAGGGACGGGGUGGCUGUCCUCAAGGUGUGGCUCAGGCAGAGGGAGCUGGACCAGGGCAUGGGCGGGUUCAGCGGUUUCCUGGUGUCGAUGCUGGUCGGCUUCCUGCUGGCCACCCACAAGGUCAGCGCGUCCAUGAGCGGCUACCAGGUGCUGCGAAGCUGCCUGCAGUUUCUGGCCACCACGGACCUGACAGCCCAAGGGAUCAGCCUGUGCCGCAGCCCGGACCCCGCUCUGCCGGCCCUGGCCGACUUCCACCAGGCUUUCCCCGUCGUCUUCCUGGACCCUUCCGGCCGCCUCAACCUCUGCGCCGACAUGACGGCCAGCACUUACCAGCAGGUGCAGCACGAGGCCCGGCUGUCCAUGGCCGUCCUCGAUGACAGUUCGGCCGACGGGUUCCAGCUGCUGCUCAUGACCCCCAAGCCCCUGAUCCGGACCUUCGACCACGUUUUCCACGUGCGCCCCCCGGAGAAGCUGCAGGCCGCCUGCCACCGGCUGGAGCUGCGGGCCGAGCUGCAGGACCGCGGCGGGGACUACGUGGCCACCGCGCUGCCCCUGCUGACCAGCCUGCUGGCCCGGGGGCUGGGCUCGCGGAUCCAGCUCUUGGCCCACACGCGGCCCCAGAGCCCCCAGUGGGCAGUCAGCGAGGACCCCCCGAAGCACAAGGACCGCGGGAGCCUGGCUGUGGGGCUGCUGCUCCGCCCCGAGCACGUGGCCAGCGUCCUGGAGAUGGGGCCCGAGGCCGAUCAGCCCGAGGCUGCAGCCUUCCGGCAGUUCUGGGGCCCGCGGUCGGAGCUGCGCCGCUUCCAAGACGGGACGAUCUGUGAGGCCGUGCUGUGGGACGCCAACUCCCUGGGCCAGAAGCGCCUGGUUCCCCAGCAGGUGGUCACUCACCUCCUGCAGCUGCACGCAGACAUCCCCGAAUCCUGCGUCCACUACGUGGGAGGCCUGCUGGACCCGCUCCUCUGCCUCGGGAAAAAGCCGGGCGCCACCGGAGAGGAGGAGCUGGCCGCCGUCGUCCGGUCCUACGACGAGCUGAGCCGGCAGCUGUGGGGCCUGGAUGGGUUGCCCCUGUCCGUGACCGCCGUGCAGGGAGCCCACCCCGCCCUCCGCUACACCGACGUGUUCCCCCCAACCCCCUUCUGGCCCAGCCACCCCCACCACGGGCAGCUCGUGGAGCGGAAAUCGCUCGUGCCGCUGGCGGAGAAGCCCUGCCCGGCCUACGUGGAGCCCCUGACGGUGCUGUGUCACAUGGAGGGCAGCGGCCAGUGGCCGCAGGACGUCGCGGCCGUGCGGCGGGUGAGAGCCGCGUUCCAGUUGCGCCUGGCGGAGCUCCUGCAACAGCAGCACAGACUUCCUUGCCGGCCCACGGCCACCCACACCGACGUCUACAAGGACGGGUACGUGUUCCGGCUGCGGGUGGCUUACCACCGGGAGCCCCUGCUGCUCCGGGAGACCCUGACCCCCACCGGGAUGGUCACCCUGCGCGACACCCCCGCCUCCCGACACCUGGAGCUGGAGACCGAGCUGCUGCCGCGCCUCAGCAGCACUCUGCACGGGCUGCAGCAGCAGCACUUGGCCCUGGGCAGCACGGCGCGACUCGCCAAGCGCUGGCUCAGCGCCCAGCUCCUGAGCGACGGGCUCUCGGAGGAGACCGUGGACCUGCUGGUCGCCUGGCUCUUCCUGCACCCGGCCCCCUUCACCGUGCCCAGCUCUCCCCAGGUGGGCUUCCUCCGCUUCCUGUCGCUGCUGGCCACCUUUGAUUGGAAGAACAGCCCCCUCAUCGUCAACCUGAAUGGGGAGCUUGCCGAAGCCCACUAUUCGGAGAUCCGCAGCAGCUUCCUGGCAGCGCGCGCCCAGCUCCCGGUCAUGUUCAUCGCCACCCCCCGCGACCGCGACCGCUCCGUCUGGACCCAGGAGCGCCCCUCCGCCCAGAUCCUGCAGCGGAUCAUGGUGUUGGCCGCCGAGGCCCUGGCCGUCCUGGAGAAGCAGCUGAUGGACCCGCUGGGCUCCGGCGACGUGAAGACGGUGUUCCGCCCGCCCCUGGACGGCUUCGACGUCCUGAUCCACCUGCAGCCGCGGCAGCUGCCCCGGCACCGCCAGGCCGUGGACAGAUCUGCCAGGUCCUUCUACCGAGGCCUCCGGGAGACCGAGGGCCCCGCCGGCUGCUUCUUCCCCGUGGUGGGCUUCGACCCCGCGCAGAGCUACCUGACUGAGCUCCGGGAGGCGUUUGGGGACCUGGCGCUGUUCUUCCACGACCGGUACGGCGGGGAGGUGAUCGGGGUCCUGUGGAAGCCAGGGAGCUUCCAAGCGCAACCCUUCAAGGCGGGCGCCAUGCAGGGGCGGAUGGUGGUGGCCCAAGGCGGGGAGCUGGUGACAGUGCCCAACGUGGAGGCCGUGCUGGAGGACUUCGCCGUGCUGGGCGAGGGCCUGGUGCGGGCGAUGGAGGUCCGGAGCGAGCGUUGGACCGUCUGACCUCUCCCCGUUCCCGCCCGCGGAGCCGGGGGAGAGGUCGGCGGGGAGUCCGGCCCGCCCCCAGCCCCCUCUCCCGCGCACACAGAUAAAAUAAAGUCCCCGUCUCCCUUGUCGUU
Tachyglossus aculeatus (Australian echidna) is the source of this 3590-nucleotide messenger RNA. It is a transcript of the gene NOL6, whose product is annotated as nucleolar protein 6. The coding region runs from base 7 to 3474 and encodes 1155 amino acids. The transcript is spliced from 26 exons. Gene Ontology annotation, cellular component: UTP-C complex; CURI complex; small-subunit processome. NCBI's taxonomy places the organism in Eukaryota, Metazoa, Chordata, Mammalia, Monotremata, Tachyglossidae. Gene Ontology annotation, biological process: rRNA processing; tRNA export from nucleus. The record is from RefSeq and is a predicted model, not a curated record.